Rodentolepis nana is the source of this 570-nucleotide messenger RNA. NCBI's taxonomy places the organism in Eukaryota, Metazoa, Platyhelminthes, Cestoda, Cyclophyllidea, Hymenolepididae. The record is from the annotation of a GenBank genome assembly.
AUGCGCAUCCAUGCGGCUCUGACAACUGACAUUUCGCCAAAGGAUUUGCAACAACUCAUUGUUUCAAUGAGACACCUGGACAAAACUCUCGGAACUUUGGAUCGCGCAACAACUGAGGCAAUCAUUAAACGUGUGCACAAACCCGAUGAUCUCUUCGUCAACCUAUCUCCCGAGGCCAUCGAGGAGGUCUUGAGCAAGACCAAGGCCGUUGUUGCCCGAAACAAAUUGCCGAAAACAAGGCGCAAGAUGACUGAUAGCUGGUUCAAAGGAAUGAAAAAAGAUGGUGCUCGAAAGAAGCGCAAAUCUCCCUCCAAUAAGCACAGAGGCUAUUGUCAACCAUACUCCUUCGGCUGCUACUUUUUCCCAAUUGAAUAUCCCUGUGUGGAGUUUGACUGUGAGCCGGUACCUGAGGUCUAUCAACCAGUUGAGGAGGGAUAUCCUCCUCAAUCCGAUUUGUACCCAAACUUUGUUCCGGAAUAUCAUCCAGUGGAUAGCCUGGAGCCUUCAGUUCGCCACUCCAUUUUGAAAUACAUGCCUAAUAUUCCACCUGAACUCGCAGAUGCACUAUUC